Pollicipes pollicipes is the source of this 3388-nucleotide messenger RNA. Its product is annotated as unconventional myosin IC-like. The record is from RefSeq and is a predicted model, not a curated record. NCBI's taxonomy places the organism in Eukaryota, Metazoa, Arthropoda, Thecostraca, Pollicipedomorpha, Pollicipedidae. Gene Ontology annotation, biological process: endocytosis; actin filament organization; actin filament-based movement. Gene Ontology annotation, cellular component: plasma membrane; cytoplasm; microvillus. Gene Ontology annotation, molecular function: ATP binding; actin filament binding; microfilament motor activity.
UCCGAAGGCUGCGAUUCGUGACCCGUGAUCGUGACUCGUGACCGGUCGCCAUGGAGCGCGCCCUGGAGCACCGGCACACGAUCGGUGUGGAGGACUUCGUCCUGCUGGAGGACUACCAGAGUCAGGAGGCGUUCGUGGACAACAUGAGGAAACGCUUCAAUGCCGACCUCAUCUAUACGUACAUCGGACCCGUGCUCGUCUCGGUCAACCCGUACAAGGAGCUCGGGAUCUAUGGCGAGAAGCGCGUGAACGAGUACGAGGUGUCACUACUACGACUGCCCCCGCACAUAUUCGCGGUCAUCAACGGCGCCCUGACGUCCAUGGUGGAAGAGACCCGAGACCAGUGCAUCCUGAUCUCAGGUGAAUCUGGCUCGGGAAAGACUGAAGCCUCGAAGAAGAUUCUGCAGUACAUCGGCGUGGUAUGCAGCAGGACGGGGCGGGACGUUCAGAGCGUGCGAGACCGACUCAUCCAGUCGAACCCGGUGCUGGAGGCGUUCGGCAACGCCAAGACAGUGCGCAACGACAAUUCAAGCCGCUUCGGGAAGUACAUGGAUGUCGAGUUCAACUUUGUGGGAGAGCCCACUAGCGGCCACAUCCGGAACUACUUGUUGGAGAAGUCCCGCGUGGUGACGCAGGCGCCCGGCGAGUGCAACUUCCACAUCUUCCACCUGCUGCUGGCCGGGGCGUCGGACGAGCUGCUCAAGGACCUGUGUCUCGAGCGAGAUCCCAGGGCCUUUGACUACACCAAGCAGUCGGGCCACAUGCGCAACAACAUGCACGACAGCGACCAGUACAACACGGUCAUCAACUCGAUGGAGAUCGUGGGCUUCGGCAGCGGCGAGCAGCGCGACGUGCAGGCGAUCGUGGCUGCUAUCCUCCACCUGGGCAACAUCCGCUUCGAGGAUAUCAACGGCACGUCCUGCAAGGUUGAGAAUAAUGAGGUUGCUCAGCGCAUCUCCAAGGUCCUAGGCGUGCCCGUGGCGGAUGUCCAGCAGGCGCUCACCCACCGGACCAUUGAGGCUCAGUCGGACGUCGUCACCACCACGCUGGGAGUGGAGCAGAGCGCGUACGCCCGGGACGCGCUAAGCAAGGCGGUGUACGACCGCCUGUUCUCGUGGCUGGUGCGCCGGCUCAACACGUCGCUGGCCAGCCACGGCCAGGCGACGCGCCAUACGCUGCUCGGCAUCCUCGACAUCUACGGCUUCGAGGUGUUCAAGAGCAACGGGUUCGAGCAGUUCUGCAUCAACUACUGUAACGAGAAGCUGCAGCAGUUGUUCAUCGAGCUGACGCUGAAGUCUGAACAGGAGGAAUACCUGGCCGAAGGCAUCACCUGGGUGCCCGUGGAGUACUUUAACAACAAGAUCAUCUGCGACAUGAUCGAAAGGAAGCACACCGGCCUCGUAUCGCUGCUGGACGAGGAGUGCCUGAGGCCGGGAGACGCCACCGACCUGACCUUCUUGAACAAGAUGACGCAGGCGCUGCGAACACACGCCCACUACGUAGCCCACGAGAGCGCCGACAACAAGGCUCGCAAGACCAUCGGGCGAGACGAGUUCCGCCUGAUGCACUACGCUGGAGACGUCACCUACAAGGUCAAGGGCUUCAUGGACAAGAAUAACGACCUGCUGUACCGUGACCUGAAGGAGGUCAUGGCCAAAAGCACCAACAAGAUCGUGCAGGACAUUUUCCCUCCCACGGAGCUGCAAGGGAAGAAGAUGCCGGAAACGGUUAGCACGCAGUUCAAGAAGAGCCUGGACCAGCUCAUGACGAUCCUGAUGUCGAAGGAACCCUCCUACAUACGCUGCAUCAAGCCCAACGACGUCAAACAAUCGCGCAACUUCGACUCCGAGAUCAUCAGCCACCAGGUCAAGUACCUGGGCCUGAUGGAGAACCUGCGGGUGCGGCGUGCCGGCUUCGCCUACCGCCGGCCGUUCGAGCCGUUCCUGGAGCGGUACAAGUCACUGUGUCCCGACACCUGGCCCAAGCACCGUGGUCGGCCCAGUCAGGGCGUCGACAAGCUGAUGAAGCACCUCGGCUUCAACAGCGAACACUACAGCAUGGGCAAAACCAAGAUCUUCAUCCGCCUUCCAAAGACCAUCUUCGACGUGGAAGACGCUUUCCAGGCGAGAAAGCACGAGCUCGUCACCCUGAUCACCAAAAUCUGGCGAGGCCGCAGGCAGAGGCUGAAGUACCAGGAGAUGCGCAAGAGCGCGAUCAUCAUCGAGUCGUACAUGAGGAGGCACCUGGCGAAGAAGGAGGCCGAGAAACGGCGUUGGGCAGUCGGCGUCGUCAGAAAGUUCAUCACGGGCUUCAUGACCCGCAACGGCCCAGUGACGGACAUGAACCGCCGCUUCGUGGCGGUUGUACGUCGCGAGUGGCUGCUGCGGCUCUCCCGCGCCUUGCCCAAGAAGCUGCUGGAGAAGAAGUGGCCCAAGGCGCCGCCGCCCUGUCUGGAGGCUGACAAGCUGCUGCGCCCCAUGCACCGCACCUGGCUGAUGCGGAAGUACGUGCACAAGCUGCCAGCGCCCAAGAAGUACAUGUUUGAGCAGAAGGUGUUGGCAGAGAAGCUGUUCAAGGGCAAGAAGGCCAGCUACCCGCAGACAAUCGCACAGCCGUUCCGGCAGAGUCGUCUGACGGCCGAGCACGAGUCCAUGAAGGGCGCCGUGUUCGCCGCCGUUACCAAGGUUGACAACAGCGAGGUCAAGUACGUGACACCGGUGACCAAGUAUGACCGGCACGGCUACAAGCCGCGCCAGCGAUGGCUCGUCGCCACCAAGCAGGGCGUGUAUGUGCUGGACGUGCAUGACAAGCCCAAGCUGAAGGACCGCUUCACGCUGAACAACCUUCAGCUGACGAUGACGUCGGUCAGCGACCAGCUGCUGCUGCUCAAGAAACAGCAGGCCGAACAGAACGGCAAGGAGAAGGGCGACCUGAUUCUGAUCUGCCCCCACGUGAUCGAGCUGGUGACCAAGCUAGCGGAGAUCAGCGCGGAGAAGGUGGCAAUUGACAUCGUCAGCGAGAGCAGUCUCACCCACGCCAAGAAGGGAGGCAAGGCGGGCACCAUUGACCUCGUCAAGGACCCAUCGGCCAACAUUCACAAGGAGAAGAGCUCCAAGCAUCUGGUCGUGACGCACGCCUGAGGAUCAAAAUGCCGCCUUGGCGCCCCUGCUGGGCCGUCGGGACCGCAGUGUUGGAUCGUCCUGGCCCCGCAGCGGCGCUGGACCGCCGGUGCGCGGGUACGACCGGUACUUAGGCGCUGCCCUGGCCGCCAUCUGUCGGCCGCGCGCCAAUACAGAGCUUCGGCGUUGUCCGCAAUCAUUGUCGCUUGGGCGAGAGCCAGUUGUGAUUUGGUGCCAUGCCUUCUGAAUAUAAGAAGCUUUAUCGUGUC